AGAGAGGAUGGCUGGGGCGGGCAGCCAGCACCACCCUCCGGGAGUCGUGGUAGGAGCGGCUGCUGGGGCCGGCGCGGUUUCCCCCACCGCUGCGGGACCCGGAGAGGAUUCGUCCGACAGUGAAGCGGAGCAGGAGGGACCCCAGAAGCUGAUCCGCAAAGUGUCCACCUCUGGACAGAUCCGGACCAAGACCAGCAUUAAAGAGGGACAGCUGCUGAAACAAACCAGCUCCUUCCAAAGGUGGAAAAAGAGAUACUUCAAACUUCGAGGCCGGACACUUUAUUACGCAAAAGACUCAAAGUCCUUGAUAUUUGAUGAAGUUGACCUCUCAGAUGCCAGCGUCGCUGAAGCAAGUACCAAAAAUGUCAACAACAGCUUCACGAUAAUCACUCCAUUCAGAAGGCUGAUGCUGUGUGCUGAGAACAGGAAGGAGAUGGAAGAUUGGAUCAGCUCUCUGAAGUCAGUACAGAGCAGAGAACCCUAUGAGGUGGCUCAGUUUAACGUGGAACAUUUCUCAGGGAUGCAUAACUGGUAUGCCUGCUCCCAUGCCCGGCCUACCUUCUGUAACGUGUGCAGAGAGAGCCUCUCCGGAGUUACCUCCCAUGGCCUGUCCUGCGAAGUGUGUAAGUUCAAAGCUCACAAAAGAUGUGCGGUGAGGGCAACUAAUAACUGCAAAUGGACCACACUGGCCUCCAUCGGGAAGGAUAUCAUUGAGGACGAGGAUGGUGUCGCCAUGCCUCACCAAUGGCUUGAAGGCAACUUGCCCGUGAGUGCCAAGUGUGCGGUCUGCGACAAAACGUGUGGCAGCGUUCUCCGCCUGCAAGAUUGGAAAUGCCUCUGGUGUAAGACAAUGGUACACACUGCCUGCAAAGAUUUGUACCAUCCCGUCUGUCCACUUGGCCAGUGUAAAGUAUCUAUCAUACCUCCGAUUGCACUAAAUAGCACAGAUUCUGAUGGGUUCUGUAGAGCAUCGUUUUCCUUCUGUGUCAGCCCACUCUUGGUGUUCGUCAAUUCUAAGAGCGGAGAUAACCAGGGAGUAAAGUUCCUCCGUCGCUUUAAGCAGUUGCUCAACCCGGCUCAGGUGUUUGAUUUAAUGAACGGAGGGCCUCACUUAGGCUUAAGGUUAUUUCAGAAGUUUGACAACUUCCGGAUUCUUGUCUGUGGAGGAGAUGGAAGUGUAGGCUGGGUCUUGUCAGAGAUCGAUAAACUGAACUUGAAUAAACAGUGCCAGCUUGGGGUAUUGCCUUUGGGUACAGGCAAUGACCUUGCUCGAGUUCUUGGCUGGGGAGGUUCCUAUGACGAUGACACCCAACUUCCUCAGAUCCUAGAGAAGCUGGAACGAGCCAGUACCAAGAUGUUGGACAGGUGGAGUAUAAUGACAUAUGAACUCAAAUUGCCAGCAAAGACGUCUCUACUUACUGAACCCACAGAAGCGUCCGAAGGAUUUUAUAUGACAAUUUAUGAAGACUCUGUUGCAAAUCACCUUACGAAAAUCCUCAAUUCUGAUGAACAUGCGGUGGUCAUAUCGUCUGCCAAGAUACUCUGUGAAACCGUGAGGGACUUCGUUGCCAAAGUGGAGAAGGCACAGGAGAAAACACUGGAAAAUACAGUAGUAGCUGAAGCCGUGGCCAGUAAAUGCUCCGUCCUCAAUGAGAAGCUCGAACAACUGCUACAAGCCCUGCACGCAGACGCUCAGGCCAGUCGAGCUCCUCCAGGGGUUGGCCCUCCAAUUCCUGAAGAAGAUGUUGUGGAGUCGUCCAGUGAAGAGUCCUUGGGUGAAAGCAAGGACCAGCUCGUGAAUGACAUUGCAAAACCCUCCUCCCAGAAAGCUGCAAAACCCAGGGAAAUAAUGCUGCGGGCCAACAGUCUAAAGAAAGCAGUGAGGCAAGUCAUUGAAGAAGCUGGAAAAGUUAUAGAUGAGCAGACAGUUCAACCCUGUGAAUCGAUUAGCCAGUCCUGUGACUGUGAUAACCCAGAAACAGAUGAAUCUAAGGACGAUGAUAUGAAAGAUUCAUCCGCAGCCAAAUCCACAUCUCAGUCUCCUGAUGCCCAGACAAGUCAUGGUAAUUUCCAAACUGAUUCUGUCACUGGUUCAGCUAUGGCCACCACCAAAGAAAAUCUCCCUGUGCUCAACACCAGAAUUAUCUGCCCAGGUUUAAGAGCAGGACUUGCCGCCUCAAUCGCCGGGAGUUCUAUCAUCAACAAAAUGUUGCUGGCAAACAUCGACCCUUUUGGUGCAACUCCAUUUAUUGACCCAGAUCCUGAUUCACUAGAUGGAUACUCAGAAAAAUGUGUCAUGAACAAUUACUUUGGGAUUGGAUUAGAUGCAAAAAUUUCAUUAGAAUUUAAUAAUAAGAGAGAAGAACACCCUGAAAAAUGCAGAAGCCGAACUAAAAACUUGAUGUGGUAUGGAGUCCUUGGGACCCGGGAGUUAUUACAGAGAUCAUACAAGAAUCUGGAACAAAGGGUUCAGCUUGAGUGUGAUGGGCAGUAUAUUCCUCUACCCAGUUUACAAGGCAUAGCGGUAUUGAACAUCCCUAGCUACGCCGGAGGCACCAACUUCUGGGGCGGAACCAAAGAGGAUGAUAUAUUUGCCGCACCAUCAUUUGAUGACAAGAUUCUGGAAGUUGUUGCUGUGUUUGACAGUGUGCAGAUGGCAGUCUCAAGGGUCAUCAAACUUCAGCAUCACCGCAUAGCACAGUGCCGUACAGUCAAGAUCACUAUAUUUGGUGAUGAGGGAGUCCCAGUACAGGUGGAUGGUGAAGCGUGGGUUCAGCCUCCAGGGAUCAUCAAAAUUGUGCACAAAAACAGAGCUCAGAUGCUAACCAGAGACAGAGCCUUUGAAAGCACUCUGAAGUCUUGGGAAGACAAGCAGAAGUGUGACUCCAGUAAGCCAGUUCUUCGAACCAACGUGUACAUCCAUCCCGCCGUUGACCUGGCCACAGAAGAGUUGUCGCAGAUGCGGCUCUGCUCCCAGGCUGCAGAGGAACUCAUUACGAGGAUUUGUGAUGCAGCCACGAUUCACUGUCUCCUGGAGCAGGAACUGGCUCAUGCAGUCAAUGCAUGCUCUCAUGCCCUCAACAAAGCCAACCCACGCUUCCCAGAGAGUCUUACGAGAGAUACCGCCACCGAAAUAGCCAUCAACGUCAAGGCGCUCUAUAAUGAAACAGAGUCUUUGCUGGUUGGCAGGGUUCCUUUGCAGUUGGAGUCUCCCCACGAAGAGCGGGUAUCCAGUGCCCUACACUCUGUGGAGGUGGAGCUGCAGAAGUUAACGGAGAUCCCCUGGCUUUAUUAUAUCCUCCGCUCCAAUGAGGAUGAGGAGCCUCCUAUGGACUGCACCAAAAGAAACAGCAGAAGCACAGUCUUCCGUAUCGUGCCAAAAUUUAAGAAGGAAAAGGCUCAGAAACCGAAAACAAGUUCACAGCCCGUUCAGAAUUGGGGCACAGAGGAAGUUGCUGCUUGGCUGGAUCUGCUCAAUUUGGGAGAGUACAAAGAAAUCUUCAUCCGCCAUGACAUCAGAGGGGCAGAACUUUUGCAUCUGGAAAGACGAGAUCUUAAGGACCUGGGGAUACCGAAAGUGGGUCAUAUGAAGCGAAUUCUCCAGGGAAUUAAAGAGCUUGAAAGGAACCCUCCCAACUUGGUGUGAGGUGCGGUCGUACUGGUGCUAUUUCCUGGAAGAGGACUUCUCGGGACUCAAUACAGCGUUCUUGGAA
Molecule: messenger RNA, 3713 nt
Organism: Peromyscus eremicus (cactus mouse)
Lineage: Eukaryota; Metazoa; Chordata; Mammalia; Rodentia; Cricetidae
Gene: Dgkh
Product: diacylglycerol kinase eta
Exons: 30
Coding region: 8-3646 (1212 amino acids)
Biological process (GO): diacylglycerol metabolic process; intracellular signal transduction; lipid phosphorylation
Molecular function (GO): protein binding; ATP-dependent diacylglycerol kinase activity
Source: RefSeq, a predicted model, not a curated record